AAAAAAAAAACAUACCUAUCUACAGUUUAUCACACUGAGGACAAGUUUACAAAACUAUUUUUAAACCUUUGUUUUGAGAAUGUGUGUCCUUUCCCACCAGCGUCCCCUUUGUUUCCUAGCUGCGUUCCCUCCUCCCGCCAUUCAUGCCAACCCAUUCCCCACUGAGACGGGGGAGGUGCACCCAAACAGUGUUGGGACAUACUGCUGCUUUAAGCUUUCACGCCACGCCCCAAAUCCAAGCAGUGUCUCAGCUCUUAUGCCGCACUCCAGUUCCACAUGGGAUCUGGCUCUAACACCAUGCCCUAACCCGUGCACCCUGCGAGCAGUUCUGGCUCCACAUGGCAACUCAGCUCUGCGUUGGUCAGGCUACCUGCUGCAUCUCUGGGAGCAGCCCCAGCUUCAUGUGGUGCCCCAGCCCCAUGCAGGGUCGCAGCAAGUAGGGUCCCAGCUUCAGGCCGCAACUCAGUUCCGCCUCCCAGCUCCAACCCCCAUGUGCCACGUGCCCGCCGCCACCGCCUGCCCACCCUCCCCCACCUUGCACGUGUUUCUGGGGCAGUUUCAGCCCCUUCCCGUAUGCUAUGUCCCGGGGCUCACCCCGCCUUCACUCUGCAUGCAUGGCCCCUAUGCUGGCCGGGCUCUGCCCAUGCUCCAGACCAGUCCCCACCCCCCAAGCUCAAGCAUGACUCUGGCUGCCAGUGCAGAGACAAACGGCAGCAAAUCACAACAGACAACUCAUAGUUGCUGAUCUGAUGAUGUAUUUUGUUUUCAGAUAUAAAAUUCAGAUUUUUUCUGCUGCCUUUUCUUGUGUUCCAGCCAUGACAAAUAUUUUCUUUCAGACCCAGAUAUAUGCUUAGAGAUGUUUAACAACUAAAAUUAAGAGAUACUUAUAAAUUCCUUUUGCUGUAAACCACUAAUGAUAAAUUCCUUUUGCUGGGAACCACAAGUUCUUUUCCAAGACAAGGGUUAUAUGAUAUAUACAUAACAACAAGACCAACACUGCGGCAGAAGCCUAACUUAAACCUUUCCCAGCCUGUCUGCCUGUCCUGGCUCAGCCCUCUACCAAGCCAUAAUUAACUAUAUUGAACUGAUGUUAAAUGACACCAUAGCUGAUCUCUCUCCUAAAUAAAAAGGUAAAAGUUAAUAAAACAGGCCAUCCUCCAAAAAUCAGAAGGCAUUAGACAUUUUAACAAUAUAGAUACUUAUAUAUGACAUAUAUGACAUGUCAGUUCCUAAAAUUGUCUGAACCUUGUCCUCCUUAUGGAAAGCCAUUAGUAAAAAUAAAUACACUGUUGAGUAUAUUUGACUCCUGCAUACUUGCUUGAUUCUAUAGAUACCUUCUACUUUACACCAAAUCCCAAACAAAAAGGCAAAACUUGACCUUCAAACUCCAUAGAGACCACCUUAAUAUGGCUUUUCAUGUUUUCAACAACAGAGAUAACAGUGACACUUGGAGUUCUGAGACAGGUAAACUGACACAAGGUGGAGCUGCCUGGACCCCCCCUCCCAUGGACCAUGCCUCAAAUGCAGCAGAAGACAUUGGGCAAGAGAGUGCUCCAUCCUGGCAUUCCUUUUAGACCUUACCCCAGGGCUCCUGGACCGUCCUAACCACCAGAGAGUGGUCUAACAUAUGUGCAUUCACCAGUGAGGUUGUCCUGGCUAAAACACCUGGCACCAGCUUCUACAUGGACAUUAACUGUCAUCCCGUCGACUCCUCUAGACCCCAGUACAGCGGCCCUUCCAGCAGGAGGCAGAAUUCUCCACAGCAGGAAGAAAUCUCCACACCUAUUCCUAAUAAUAAUAAUCAUAAGAUGGGAUAUGAAAGAGUUUUGGCCCAGCCAGGACACUGUAUCCGGUAAAGCCUCAAGCAGAACCAAGGAGCUCUUAUCUUCCCGACCCCUAGGAAUUUGUCCCUGGCACCAAACAAGUGCCAAUGAGAUACCUGUGCAUUCCUAAUGCCCCUCAGGCACCACCUCCAACCUAAGCUACAUGUAUGCCUCCAUUCCACUUGUUCCAUGGAGAGAUCGCUGACCCGGGAGGGAGAUGCCGCAUCCCAGGGGAUCAGAGUCUCUCUCUGCAUUCUUAAAAUAAAGGUCAUUUAUAUUUCA
Cavia porcellus (domestic guinea pig) is the source of this 2105-nucleotide messenger RNA. RefSeq lists its product as uncharacterized. The coding region runs from base 80 to 745 and encodes 221 amino acids. NCBI's taxonomy places the organism in Eukaryota, Metazoa, Chordata, Mammalia, Rodentia, Caviidae. The transcript is spliced from 2 exons. The record is from RefSeq and is a predicted model, not a curated record.